Messenger RNA from Rhinolophus ferrumequinum (greater horseshoe bat), 7083 nucleotides. RefSeq names its product zinc finger protein 667 (gene ZNF667). NCBI's taxonomy places the organism in Eukaryota, Metazoa, Chordata, Mammalia, Chiroptera, Rhinolophidae. Gene Ontology annotation, biological process: negative regulation of transcription by RNA polymerase II; regulation of immune system process; regulation of cytokine production. The transcript is spliced from 9 exons. The coding region runs from base 811 to 2841 and encodes 676 amino acids. Gene Ontology annotation, molecular function: RNA polymerase II transcription regulatory region sequence-specific DNA binding; DNA-binding transcription factor activity, RNA polymerase II-specific. The record is from RefSeq and is a predicted model, not a curated record. Gene Ontology annotation, cellular component: nucleus.
UUAGUGGAACAGAUCAAGGACGGGCCGCAGCGCCUGAGUACCUGUACGUGAUCUCACACGGGGAGUGAGGCGUGGGGCCCCGAGGAGCGCAAAAUAGGCCCAGCCCGCGUGCGGUGCCGUGCAUGCCACGUGGGUUGGCACAGGGGCGGGGCCUCGGGCUGGCGCGCGGGCGGUGACGUCUCCGGAGGACGGCUCCGAUUGCGUGAGCGUGCUGUGCUGGAGGACGCUGUUGCGUGCGGACGGGCGGGACUUCAGAUGAGAAAGCUGAUGCCCAGAGGACACAGAGAGUGUGAGGUCACAUAGAGGAGGUGGCAGAGUUAGAAGUUGGACCCAGACAGCCUGGCUCCAGGCACCUGCCCUUCACCAUGGGCCCAUCCUGCCUCUUCCUACAAACCCUGCCACAGUCUGUCAUUUUACACACACAGCUGAGUUCCUCAGAGAAAAUUGUCUUUUGGACAAGAAUUGUGCCUCUCCAAUUUGGGUGCGUGGCUGAGCGCAAACAGCUAUGAGAAGCCACAGGAUGGACACAGUGCCACUUCCGGGAGCAAUCCGGUUGACGUGAGGAAUUGGAAGGGAAAAGCCAAGCAGUGUACUUAUCUGCAGGUUGCCCAGCUCUUCCCUGAAACCCAGAGGAUUAGCCAGGAGUGAGGAGCCCAUCCCCAAGCUUGAUCCUGCUCUGCCACUUCCCUGCCCUGUGACCUGGGGCAAGUGACUUCUGCUUCUGUGCUUCACUGUCCUCCUCCGGAAAUGGGGUUAAGAGUACCUGCCUCGGGCUCAGAGUGAGAAUUAAAUAGUGAUCUCUGUGGAGUGAUGCCUGGCACAGCCUCACCUCCCCAGCACGCUGCCCCUCCCCGGAUGCAGACUCUCCUCAGGAAAGAAAAGAUGCCUGUUGCACAAGGGAAGUCCAAACCCAAGGUGCCAGUGACAUUUGGGGAUUUGGCCAUCUACUUCUCCCAGGAGGAAUGGGAAUGGCUGAGCCCCACUCAGAAGGAUUUGUACAAAGAUGUCAUGUUGGACAACUACCAAAACCUGCUCUUUCUUGGACUUUCCUAUCGGAGGCCAAAUGUGAUCACCUUAUUGGAGGAAGGGAGAGCACCCUGGAUGGUGGAACCAGUGAGAAGACGCCGGGGCCUGGCCGGAAUAUGCUCUGUCUUGGUGAAUAUUCCAUGUGAGCUUGAGAAGAAUGUGAAUUCUGCUGCUGUGGAUGAAGCAGUCUACAGAUGUCCAUUAGAUCCGGUUGAUGAUGACUUGGGGUCUAAAUGUGAAACCAAGAAGUUACCUUCAAAUCAUUGCAACAAAUCUGGGCAAAGCAUCUGUCAGAAACCAGUUUCUGUAUCACAAAAAGUUCUCACAGGAAAAAGAGGCUGCAAGAAAAAUUCAGUCCUAAUAAAACCCAAGAAAGUGCAUUCAGGGAAGAAAUCUUUAAAAUGUAAUGACUGUGGGAAAAUCUUUAGUCAAAGUUUAUCUCUUAAACUUCAUCAGAACUCUCAUACUGAAGAGAAGCCUUAUGAAUGUAGUAAUUGUAGAAAAGCUUUUAGACAAGUCUCAUCCCUCAUUCUUCAUCAGAGAAUUCACAGUGGAAGGAAAAGCCAUGAAUGUGAUAAAUGUGGUGAAAGCUUCAUUCAAAGAACAACCCUUGUUCUACAUAAGAAAAUUCAUGAUGGAAAGGAAACCUUUGACUGUGGGAAGGCCUUGAAUCAAUGCCCAUCUCUCAGUAUACAUCAAAAAAUUCACCUUGUUGAGAAUGCUUAUCAUUGCAGAAAAUGUGGGAAAGCCUUCAUUCGAAUGUCAUCCCUUUUACUUCAUAAGAAAAUUCACACUAGAAAGAAAACACAUGAAUGCAAUAAAUGUGGGAGAGGCUUCACUAAGAAAUCAGUCCUUAUUAUACAUAAAAGAACUCAUACUGGAGAGAAAACCCAUGAAAGUCAGAAGGCCUUAAGUCAGCAGAAAAGACAUCAUUUAGAGAAUCCUUAUAAAUGCAGAAAAUGUGGGAAAUUCUUUAAUAGGAUUUCAUCCAUUAUUCUUCAUCAGAGAAUUCACACCUCAGAGAAACUCUACAAAUGUGACAAAUGUGAGAAGGUCUUCAGGCGGUUUUCAACCCUUAUUCUACACUUAAGAAUUCACAAUGGAGAGAAACUAUACAGAUGCAAUAAAUGUGAGAAGGUCUGUAAUCGGCAUUCGUCCCUUAUUCAACAUCAGAAAGUUCAUACAAAGAAAAAGAAACUGUUUGAAUGUAAGGAAUGUGGGAAGAUGUUUUCUGGAACUGCCAACCUUAAAAUACAUCAGAACAUUCAUUCUGAAGAGAAACCUUUUAAAUGCAAUAAAUGUAGUAAAGUUUUUGGCCGUCAAUCAUUUCUGAUUGAGCAUCAGAGAAUUCAUACUGGGGAAAAACCCUAUCAGUGUGAGGAAUGUGGAAAAGCCUUCAGUCAUCGAAUAUCCCUUACUCGACAUAAGAGAAUCCAUACUGAAGACAGACCAUAUGAAUGUGAUCAGUGUGGGAAGGCGUUCAGUCAGAGCGCGCACCUUGCCCAACAUGAAAGAAUUCACACUGGAGAGAAACCAUAUACAUGCAAAACAUGCGGGAAGGCCUUCAGUCAACGCACAUCCCUUAUUCUACAUGAAAGAAGUCAUACUGGAGAGAAACCCUAUGAAUGUAGUGAGUGUGGGAAGGCAUUUAGCAGUGGCUCGGAUCUUAUCCGGCAUCAGAGGAGUCAUUCUUCAGAGAAACCAUAUGAAUGUAGUAAAUGUGGGAAGGCAUAUAGUCGGAGCUCAUCCCUGAUUCGACAUCAGAAUACACAUUCCAAAGAAAAAGCCUACGGUGGUUAUAAAACCAAAGAUUGAGGCUUUGAAAGUAGAGACAGAGGCAUGGCAAAAAUGCAUUUGUCUCUAACAUAAAUUUUGUAAAAAUGAGACCAUUUGAUGAUGUGUCCCAGUUUGAAAGCCAAAGAACAAAAGUCCUUGGUGACUUUUGACCUGAGAAUUUGAAAUCAUCUGAGGCAGUGACCUUUUCAUAGGUCUUAAUCAAGCUCAGAUGAUUGGAUCAGUCACUUUCAAAUGACCCUUUUUCGUUUGAUAAGAAUCACUGGUAUUUUAUUUUCAAUGUCGUUUUAGAGCUAGUUCAUUGUUCACAUAGAGCAAAGUGGAAUUGUCAAGUCCACUUUUGUGGAUGGGGCUUUGAGCCUGAUUUAACAUCACAUGAAGAAAGAGUUUGAGUUUAUCCCUUACAACUACAACUAUCCCAUAUAAGGGACUUCCUGGAAAACCAGGGUGCCACUUAUAGCUGACAAAUUUAUGGGUGAGAAUUAUCGACUGGAUAAAAUAAAUUUUCAGGUAGUCCACAAAAAAGAGGGUUUAUUUGGGAAAAGGAAAAAAGCAAAGCCACCACAGCAGUGUGAGAACGCGUAUCUCCAGCUGGCUGGCCACGUGCAGAAAGAACCCUAUGCCAAGAUGGCCAUAUAUAUAUAUAUAUAUAUAUAUAUAUAUAUAUAUAUAUAUACAUACAUCCCUCAGGAAGUUAGAACCAUAAAGUUUAACAAGAAGUCAGGACUAGGGAGUAACAGGAAGGCCAGCUCCAUCCAUAGAUCUCUGAGCUCCCAGGUCAGUUUUCUAAAAGUGCCAGUUUGCUUUUAUCAAUCCCUCCUUUUGAUCAAGAUCUUUUCUCUAAAAGCAUCGAUGAUCAAUAGUCAGGUCUUCUGGUCUCAGGUUUUCCAGUCCUCAGGCUUUUGUCCCUCAGUGUCAGGAAGGACCUCCUCUGGGUGUCAUCUCUUACAUCAAGGGGAGAGUGCGUGGGUGGGGAACAGCUGGUGUCCAGGGUUGAUGGGCGUCAGGAGCAGAGCUUAAAAACCAUAAGAUUUAAAAGUAGAAUUAGAACAUAACAACCUAGCUAAUAUGGUAGGUGUAAACCAGGAGCCCAAACUGUAGAUAAUGAAACAAAGACCAUUAUUUUAUUAAACAGAUCAAAAUUCUUGAUGAUAGAUUCAACAACCAAAAGGAUUUGGUAACUCAUCUCCUUAGAAAUCACCUGCUUUAAAUUUUGACAGCUUUAGUUUCAGGUCACCAGACUGUGUGCAGUUCCAGUCAGGAUUUGGUGCCCUCUUUAGGUGUGACAUGUGUAUCCAAGAGUCUACUCCCUGCCGUUUAGCAGCACAGGGGUUAGUCAACAGUAUCUGGUAAGGUCCAUUCCAGCAUGGCUGGAGGGAAUCCUUUUUGAGGUGUCUUUCCCAGUAAACAAAAUCUCCAGGUUGUAGAGUAUGAAUUUUUAGUUUUUCAUUUCCCUGGGUGCACAGUGAAACAAUUGUUCUACUAAAGCAUGAUUAUUGUCGAUAGAAGCAACGAAACCUUUACAAUAUUGAAGUAUGUCUCCUUUCACCAACUGUGGAUCAGGAGGCAGGAGCCAAAUGCAUAGGACAUCCUGUCAUUAUCUCAGGUGAAAGCUUAUGAGUCCCAAAAGGGUAGAUCAGAGAUUUAAAAGGACUAAUGGCUUUGUUUUGGUAUUUGAAGAGUUUCUACACAUUUUGCCAGUUGAGUCUUAAUAAUACCAUUAGUGCCUUCAACCAAUCCUGAAGAUUGAGGAUGGUAAGCAUAGUGACACUGUUUGUAGAACUGGCCAAAUAGCAGACUUGCUUUAGCACCUGACCAGUGAAAUGGGUUCCUCGAUCACUGUGUAGUUCAAGAGGAGUUCUCCAAGUGGGAAUAAUCGUUGCUAACAAUACUUUAGCCACUGCAGGCGCUUUAGCUUGUCUGCAAGGGAAAGCUUCAGUCCAGUGAGAAAACAUAGAUAUCAUGACUAAAACAUACUUGUAUACAUGAGAUGGGGGAAGCUGAAUGAAAUCUAUUUGCCAGACCUCAAAUGGUUCAUUUGGCAACUUAAAAUGUCCAGGGUCAGUAUGAACAGUCUUCCCUGAGUUAUACUUUGGACAGGUGGGGCACCUGAGGUAGGCACUUUACACAGCCUUAUUAAUAUCGCCCACCAGUAUUGGUGCAUGAAUGCUACCACUUUGUCAGUAGACCAAUGGUUCAACGCAUGUACAGUGGUUAGAAGAGGGAAUUGUAGAGUUUCUGGUAGGACUGGAUUGUUAUUUGGUCCAAACCAGUGUCUUCUCCUUAUCAAACCAGCAAUUGUUGGAUUUCCAGUUAUGUUUUUCUAAGUUAUCAACUCGAAAAGCUUCUCUUUGGACCAUAACAGAGGUUUGACUGCUGCUGACGCCUUUUAGGGCAGCAUUUUUAGCAGAAAUGUCAGCAAGGUGAUUUCCUUUAGCUUCCAGGGAAUCAAGUUUAGAAUGUUCUGGAAUUUAAAUAGCUAAAGCAUCAUGGGAAACCGUCCAGUAAUUCCCGUACAUAUGGGCCAUUUUAAGUUUUCUCUUCAUUGGAGGUAAGAAAACCACGUGUCCAUAGCAUGCCAAAGUCGUGAGCCACUUGAAAAGCAUACCUACUAUCAGUAUAAAUGUUGACAGUUUUACCCUUUGCUAAAAUACAAGUUUGAAUGAAAGCAUAUCAUUCAGCCUGCUGCGCUGAAGUGGCCAGAGGCAAAGGUGCUGCCUUGAUGACUUCUGAAGGGGCUACAACAGCAUAAUUAGCACAGUACUCACCACUGUUGUUUUUUAAGUAUGAACCAUCAGUAAAGUAUGAGAAAUCAGCUUUACCCACAGAGAUCUUCUGUAAAUCAUCACAAGGAGUAGGAAGGGGGUCUGUCAGUGUCAGGCAGUCAUGAGGGAGUGCCUCAGUCUCAGAAGGAAGAAAAGUAGCUGGAUUAAGGUUAUCACAGUGCGAACAGGUUAUGUGGGAAACAGUUCACAGAAGGAUUUCUUAGGAAGUAAGGCUGCUGACUGACAGAUGCUGAGUGUGACGAGAAUUCAGGAGAGCUUUAACUGCAUGAGCCACAAAAAUGGUUAGAGGGGAUCCUGCAACAAUCUUCUCUGUGGCCUUAACCAGGAGGGCAGUGGCAGCAAUGGCUCUGAGGCAAGGAGGGAUCCCCGAGCCACAGGGUCCAGUCUCUGACUGUAGUAUCCCAGGGGUUUAUGUUGAUCCCCAUGUUUCUGAGUAGGAACCACAAGGGCAUUUCCUUCUCAUGCACAGAAAGAAAGAAGGGAACCUGGUGGUUAGGCUGCCCAAGAGCAGGGGGUUCAUUACACUCUCCUUCAAGGCCCUAAAGGCCGUGUCAUCCUGUUCCCAUGAAAUUGGGUCAGGACUGUCAUUCCUUAAUAGGACAUACAGAGGUUUUGCCAUAAGAGAGAGAUUUGGGAUCCAUUCUGGCAAUAGCCGACUAGCCCAAGAAAACCUUGCAAUUGGCGCUUAGUUUUGGGCUUUGGGAAACUUAAGACACCAUGGAGCCUGUCUGGAUCCAGGUGUAGACCUUGUUCUGAUAGCAGAUGUCCCAAAUAUCUAACCUGAGUUUGAGCAAAUUGUAAUUUUUCUUUAGAGACCUUAUGUUCCUUUAAGGCCAAAAGUGUCAACAGAUGGAUACUAUCAUCCUGUGAGGAAACCUGAGGAAAACAAAAGAAGUAAAUCAUCCACAUAUUGUAACAAGGUGGAACCUUUAGGAAAAAUUACAUCAUCCAAAUCAGUCUUCAGAAUCUGUGCAAAAUAAGAAAGUCUGUCAGUAAAACCCUGAGGCAUUACUGUCCCGGUAAAUUACUUUCCUUUCCAAGUGAAAGCAAAAAGUUAUUGGCUAGCUUCAUAAACUGGGAUGCUAAAGAAUGUGCUGCAUAAGUCAAUUACUGUAAAGAAUUUACUUCCAGCUGGAAUGGAUGCCACCAGCAUAUGAGAGUCAGGAACAACAGAGUGUCAAAGGAUAGCAAUGGGGUUUGUUGUUAGGAGGUCCUGGACAAACCUCCACCCUCGUCCCUUUGGCUUUCUCACAGGUAGAAAGGGAGUGUUACAAGGAUUAGUGCAAGAAAUAAUAAGACUCUGAGUUAUAUAAUGUUUUAUUAUGGGCUUUUUACCUUGGAAGACCUCCUUAUAGAAUAUUAAUUCCGGGUGGUGAACACACAAUGGGAUUUAUAGAUGAUGUAAUACAGAAUUGUACACCUGAAAUCUAUGUAACUUUACUAACAAUUGUCACCCCAAUAAAUUUUUAAAAAAAGA